ACGUGACCGUCCUUGCCCAAUGGCGCGGGCGGAGACAGUUCCAGGCCAAGAUGGCGGUGACGCGGUACCGGCGCUUCCUGAAGCUCUGCGAGGAGUGGCCCGUGGAGGAGAGCAAGCGCGGGCGGGACCUGGGCACCUUCUUGCGGCAGCGGGUGGCGCAGGCCUUCCGCGAGGGAGAGAACACCCAGAUUCCUGAUCCAGUGACUUGUGAUGAAAUGUUUGAGAGCUUAGCCAGAAUCCACACCAAUCAUUAUAAAACCAAGUACCCGCGUUUGAAAGAUACAAGCUUCACUGGAGUGACAGUGGAAGAAUGCAAGAUGGUUCUGGCAACAGACAGCUUGAAGCAACUGGAAGAAGCGAAGAAAGGAAAAUGGACAAAGUUACGGGAAAAAUUCUCUGCCAAAUCUCCUGAAGAAGAUUCCAAAUGAUAUUAUCCUGCUACUCAGUAUUCUUGAAAUACUCUAUUUUGCCAGGAUGGAUAAGCUUUCUUGAAACAGGAUUUUAAUUACCUUACAUAUGUUGGUGUCAAAACAUCAAGAUAUUUAAAUCCAAAGAUCCAGUCAAUUUUGAUCUCAUCUUUGAAUUACUAUCAUGGACACGGCUUAAAGGCUUGGCGGAUUAAAGACUUAUUCUUCAAUGGGAUAAGCCAAGCCCAUUUUAUUACAUGUGUUUAUGCAGGGUACUAAGAUAAUGUUCAAUAUAUUUGCAGUAGAUGGUGUCACGGUUGCCAUUCUAUGAUUGUUUACAUUUUUGUUUGUGGAAAAACUAUUGUCCAACAUUAUCCUGCAGCUGAUGUGCUGGACCAUAAGGGGAGUUGUAUUUCAUAACUUUCUAGAAUUCAAAGAUAUUUCCAAAUAUAUAUAUAUGUUACACUAUA
Molecule: messenger RNA, 877 nt
Organism: Anolis sagrei ordinatus
Lineage: Eukaryota; Metazoa; Chordata; Lepidosauria; Squamata; Anolidae
Gene: UQCC2
Product: ubiquinol-cytochrome c reductase complex assembly factor 2
Biological process (GO): mitochondrial respiratory chain complex III assembly
Cellular component (GO): mitochondrial matrix
Source: RefSeq, a predicted model, not a curated record